GCCCUUGUCCACGUACAAAUCGGGUCCUCCCAGAAUGGUAGCCGUGGGCACUGCGAAUGGAAAGUCAGAGAGAGAUAUUACUGGCUAUACACCAUCCAUUAUGCAAUCCAUUUCCCAUUCACUUUACCCCUUUAUAAAUCCCUGAAAAUUCCCGAGCUCUGCUAAUCACUGCGUUACGUCGCCUAAUCAGCGCCGUUCACAGCUCCCCAAGACUCAGACGAGUUGUGAAAUUGCCAAACGGUUUGUUCUCCCCAUUUUCCAGCACAGCACUGCGCUGUGACAGUUCCACCCACACUGCUAUCCCUCCCUUCUGACCAGGCCAAUCCGGUCCAGUUCGGCUUUUGUUGCCAAUUUCCAUAGUCCGUCGUUGGGAGCUGCAGUGCCAGUCAAAGUCAGCACGUUAAAUAAUCGAUUACCGCCUGUCAGGCGGCCAGAAAGCGCAAAGUUUGCAAAGGACAAGGCUGCACAAAGUUGAAGGCGACUUUAAGAUGGAACCAUUUCGGCCAUAGACUUUUGUGGUAUUCAGUCCUGCCAGGGCAAGCAGCAUAUUGGAUGUGAUAACAACAUGGUGAGGUGAAGGUUCAAGGUUCUCGUGCUCUUUUUAUAGUCCUUUUUUUUGCAGAUGUUCGAUGACAGCUGCCUGCGGUUUCAUGGCCUGGUGAAUAUGUUGUACUUCCGCGAGUAUUUGCUCGGUCUCCACAACGGAUAUCGGCAGGAGGUGGCCAGCAACAUGUUUGUGGACCUGCCAUCAGCCCAGAAGAUGCCCGAGUUGGCGUGGGACAACUACUUGGCUGUAGUAGCCGAAUAUCAUCUGAAACGCUGCCAAUUGGAGUUACCCGAAAACUCCUGCCUGGCCACCGAUGAUUUCGAUGAUCCGCACUUUAAUUACGCCGAGGAUUUCUAUCCGAGACCUCCGUUUCGACAGUCGAAUGUCCGCGAAAUGACGAUCCUGGCGGAACAAUGGCUGGACGAGCUCUACGACAUGGAGGACAUUGCCACGGAGAGCGGGGAAAGUGAGAUCAGGAAUAUCAUCAACGAUCGCAGCUCCUACAUGGGCUGUGCUGCUGGCCAGGACUACGAUCUGUGGAACGUGCACUUCAUGCUCGUUUGCUACUACAGCGCAGGACCCUCGCACGAGGGAAGCCUCUACGAGGAGGGUCCAUUCAAUGCCAGCCUCUGUCCCUUCGGAAGGAGUGAUCGAUACCCCGACCUCUGCAAAACACUGACCCUGAAUGACUAAGUCGCAGAAUCCCUGGCAAAAUAAAUAUUGCAAAGGCUUUGGGUAUAAUUAAAUGUGCGAACCACUUGGGCCAUGAAUGCGAAAAGGCAGUGCUGUACUUUUGGAUUUCUUUGUAGCUAGACAUCUGUAUUUUGGAGACCAAAAGUUCAUAAAUUCGAGUAAUAAAUGAAGCUAGUUUAAUAAAGUGUUCUUAGAAAGC
Drosophila takahashii is the source of this 1439-nucleotide messenger RNA. The record is from RefSeq and is a predicted model, not a curated record. NCBI's taxonomy places the organism in Eukaryota, Metazoa, Arthropoda, Insecta, Diptera, Drosophilidae.